GGCCCAAAGUCGACACACGGAGCUCAUCGUUCGUCAUUCUCCUCAAUUUAUUUAUUCCAAUUUGAGUGUUUCCUAAGUGAUUAUCACUAAGAUCCUCUCUCUGUGAGCUCCUGCAUCAAUUCCCACUGAAACCUUUGUGAAAAAUCAUCUCCCACGUGGCAUAAAAUCCUCUAAAGAUGUCUAAGAUUCGUGCUGGACCCGUUGUGGACAUCUUGGGUGAUGAGAUGACCCGGAUCAUCUGGGAUCUGAUCAAGGAGAAGCUUAUCCUGCCAUUCCUGGACAUUGAGCUCCACGUGUACGACUUGGGCAUUGAGAAUCGCGAUGCCACGGAUGACCGAGUCACUGUGGAGUGUGCUGAAGCAGUGAAGAAGUACAAUGUGGGCAUUAAAUGUGCCACAAUCACUCCCGAUGAGAAGAGAGUGGAGGAGUUCAAGCUCAAGCAGAUGUGGAAAUCUCCCAAUGGAACCAUUAGGAACAUUCUCGGAGGCACAGUUUUCCGCGAGGCUAUCAUCUGUCGCAACAUUCCACGCCUGGUGACCGGCUGGGAGAAGCCAAUAAUCAUUGGUCGUCAUGCCCAUGCUGAUCAGUACAAAGCCACGGACUUUGUUGUGCCAGGAGCUGGGAAGUUGGAACUCAAGUUCACUCCACAAUCCGGGGAUACUGUUUCAUUUGUUGUGCACGAAUACAAGGGACCAGGAGUAGCUCUGGCCAUGUACAACACAGACGCUUCAAUCACCGAUUUCGCCCACUCAUCCUUCAAGUACGCUCUGGCCAGGAAAUAUCCACUUUACCUGAGUACCAAGAACACCAUCCUCAAGAAGUACGAUGGACGCUUCAAGGAUAUCUUUGAAGAUAUCUAUAACCGAGACUACAAGAAGGACUUCGAGGCAGCUGGCAUCUGGUAUGAGCACCGUCUAAUCGAUGAUAUGGUGGCCUAUGCUAUGAAGAGCGAGGGAGGCUUCGUGUGGGCCUGCAAGAACUACGACGGAGACGUCCAAUCGGAUUCCGUAGCCCAAGGCUACGGCUCCCUAGGACUCAUGACCUCGGUGCUUGUUUGUCCGGACGGAAAGACCGUGGAGUCAGAAGCUGCCCAUGGAACCGUUACCCGGCACUACAGAAUGUAUCAGCAGGGUAAAGAGACCUCAACCAAUCCCAUCGCCUCAAUCUUCGCGUGGACCAGGGGUCUGCUGCACCGUGCCAAACUGGAUAACAAUGCUGAGCUGAAGAGAUUUGCCGAGACCCUGGAGAAGGUUUGCAUCGAUACAAUCGAGGCUGGCUUCAUGACAAAGGAUCUGGCCAUUUGCAUCAAGGGAAUGAAUGGCGUGAAGAGAGAGGAUUACCUAGAAACCUUUGCCUUCAUGGACAAACUGGCUGAGAAUCUGAGGAAAGCCCUGGCCAAGUGACUAGAUGGUCAAAGUCAUCUCUAAAUUGGGAAUUUCUAUGGCAUUUUCAGGUGGAAGCUUUCUUUAUUUUUGUCCCCCCAAAAAUCUAAUUUUUUACAAUGAGAAAAUAAAAGAAAAGUAAUUUAAUGUAAAACAGGGAU
Messenger RNA from Phlebotomus papatasi, 1543 nucleotides. RefSeq names its product isocitrate dehydrogenase [NADP] cytoplasmic (gene Idh). Gene Ontology annotation, cellular component: cytosol; mitochondrion; peroxisome. The record is from RefSeq and is a predicted model, not a curated record. Gene Ontology annotation, biological process: isocitrate metabolic process. The coding region runs from base 177 to 1403 and encodes 408 amino acids. Gene Ontology annotation, molecular function: NAD binding; magnesium ion binding; isocitrate dehydrogenase (NADP+) activity. Lineage: Eukaryota; Metazoa; Arthropoda; Insecta; Diptera; Psychodidae. The transcript is spliced from 3 exons.